This is a messenger RNA of Sphaeroforma arctica JP610, 351 nucleotides long. RefSeq lists its product as hypothetical. The transcript is spliced from 3 exons. Gene Ontology annotation, cellular component: Ragulator complex. NCBI's taxonomy places the organism in Eukaryota, Ichthyosporea, Ichthyophonida. The coding region runs from base 1 to 351 and encodes 116 amino acids. Gene Ontology annotation, biological process: positive regulation of TOR signaling; cellular response to amino acid stimulus. The record is from RefSeq and is a predicted model, not a curated record. Gene Ontology annotation, molecular function: molecular adaptor activity; guanyl-nucleotide exchange factor activity.
AUGCUGAUGUCUUCCUCUGUUAGACUUCUCGGGGUGGAUGGGUCGUUGGUGGCGUGGGCUGGGGAGGAAGAGAGUAUAUCGGAUGCAGAGAAUGACCCCAAAAUAACCUCGGCUAUUGCGUACCAUAUUUGGCAAGCGUACUUGACGAACGGAUCCCCGUCACUUUCACUGGACGGACCUGAGUUUGUUAUGCUGGAAUGCGAGAAUGGGAAGGUUGUGAUGACGAAGGUAGGCAAGCUCCUUCUCUGUUUGUACACGAACUCCACUGCACAAUUCGGCGCCGUCAAAGCCAAGGCUGCUGUAAUUUCAAAGCGCCUGAAUGAGUGUCUGGCGGGGGAGUUCAACUACUGA